AUGGAGACAUACCAUGGAUUUGUGCGGACACCGGCAGACGCCAUCAAGCUCUUCGAGGCUUGCAGAUUAGGUCUCCUCCCGAGAGUACAGAGGCGGCUUUCAGAGAAGGAGAGGCAGUCGAUCAGGUCUGGGUCCGUCUUUGUUUGGGAUGAAAGAGAAGCUGGCAUGCGACGAUGGACAGACGGAAAGUCUUGGAGCGCCAGCAGAGUUUCCGGCAGUUUUCUCACUUACAGAGAGAUGGAGGGAAAGCGAGGCAGCGGGUUCGGCAACUCGAGACGCAGCAAUGGCAGGACACCCGACAGCGGUCGCUUUAGUGACGAAGAUCCUGACGGAGAACCAGAAGGCUAUCGAUACAAGGCGGAUGGGCUCAUGAAGCAGUCUUUCAGCAUCACAACCUCGCAAGGCCAACACUUGCAUCUCAUCUCAUACUAUUCCCGGCCGCACCCUGGAGCUCCAGACCUACCACAACCGAGCUCUGAUGCCAGCUUGAGACAUAUUGUGCCCACCAAGGGCAUGUAUCCAGAGUCUAGCAUGCAUGAUUCCAACCCGCCG
Molecule: messenger RNA, 552 nt
Organism: Truncatella angustata
Lineage: Eukaryota; Fungi; Ascomycota; Sordariomycetes; Amphisphaeriales; Sporocadaceae
Product: Gti1/Pac2 family-domain-containing protein
Exons: 1
Molecular function (GO): DNA binding
Source: RefSeq, a predicted model, not a curated record